Messenger RNA from Belonocnema kinseyi, 1195 nucleotides. RefSeq names its product rRNA-processing protein FCF1 homolog (gene Bka). Gene Ontology annotation, cellular component: small-subunit processome; nucleolus. NCBI's taxonomy places the organism in Eukaryota, Metazoa, Arthropoda, Insecta, Hymenoptera, Cynipidae. The transcript has 7 exons. Bases 501 to 1076 code for a protein of 191 amino acids. The record is from RefSeq and is a predicted model, not a curated record.
CUGUGGGCUUGUGCUUGUACUGCUUGUCACUGAUCGUUUUAGAAGUUUUUUUUUGUGUGUUAUCAAAUAUUUCUUUGGUGUUAUUUUCCGAGACAUUUACACAUGGAGAAUAGAUAUAAGGAGACCAAUCUGUAAUACAUGGACUUCACCAAAAGCGGUCACUUUUCUGUUGCCAGAAUUAUUUUCGUGAAGUUUAUUAGAAAAAUCAAGUCAAAUCGAGUUUUUAGGGCUGCGUGAUUAUUCGCAAUGGCGUUACGGGGGUACACUCAAUGGCCUUCGCAGUCAAUCGGGGUUCGAUGAACGAUUCUUUUCCUUGCUUGUGUCUUCUUAUAGUCCCGAAACGUACACUGCGCAACUCCGCUGACCACCUUAUCCGGUAUAUCAUGUUCCGGUAAAACGAGGUCCAAGUGUAAUUGUUUUAGAAAAUCUUUCUGACAGCAUUUACUGCCAUUUGAAAAUUACGGUGAAAUGGAAAGAAUAAAAAGACUCGGAGGGUGGUGAUGCAGAAGUUUGCACAAAUGAAGAAAAUGAUCAGUCUCAGUGAUCCUCGAAUAAAGCCGGAAAAACGUGCGCCACCAAAGAAAAAAAAGCCAGAAGAUCCUAGAGAAAAAGUUAAUGCAGUGCCGCAACAAUCUUCAGCUCUUUUCUUCGAGUACAACACACAAUUAGGGCCACCCUAUCACAUUCUAAUCGAUACGAAUUUUAUCAACUUUUCGAUAAAAAACAAACUUGACAUCAUACAAAAUAUGAUGGAGUGCCUCUACGCAAAAUGUAUUCCCUAUAUAACAGAUUGUGUUCUAGGUGAAUUGGAAAAACUCGGUCAAAAAUACAAAAUUGCUUUAAAGAUUAUAAAAGAUCCGAGAUUCGAAAGGCUGGAGUGCAACCACAGAGGCACAUAUGCUGAUAAUUGUAUCGUCAACCGAGUAACGCAACACAAAUGCUACAUUGUAGCAACGAACGACAAGGACUUAAAGAGGAGAAUCCGAAAAAUUCCGGGAGUUCCAAUUAUGUACGUGGCCCAACAUCGAUAUACAAUCGAACGAAUGCCGGAUGCAUAUGGCGCUCCUAAAACAUAACGUACGUUAUUUUUAGUUAGCUAUUAGUUAUUUUUUGCUUACUAUACUAAAAUAUUUUAGUGUAGUAGAGUAUAUAUAAGGAUCUAUUUUGUUAGAUAUUAAUAUACUGUUUUAUAAAA